AUGGAUGCCGGAUCACGGAGCUGCAGGCAUAGCGCGGUUGCAAGGACGAAGCGGUGCAGAAUCCAAUCAUUGCAAGAGGAAUUGAACGUCAGCAAGUCAGCAGCAGUCAGGAUAGCCGCUGUGCCCAAGGAGACCCCGCCCGGCGAGGCACUUGAUGCUUCGAUACAACUCUGCACCUCACUGGGAAAAGUUCCGAGGGCUGAAUUUGUCUCGCCCUCUGGCUCGGUAUUCAAGCUAUUACUGCAAUCAUGA
This is a messenger RNA of Trichoderma harzianum CBS 226.95, 252 nucleotides long. RefSeq lists its product as hypothetical. The transcript has a single exon. The record is from RefSeq and is a predicted model, not a curated record. NCBI's taxonomy places the organism in Eukaryota, Fungi, Ascomycota, Sordariomycetes, Hypocreales, Hypocreaceae. The coding region runs from base 1 to 252 and encodes 83 amino acids.